AUGAUGCUUUAUAAGCUAGUUGUGCUUGGCGACGGUGGUGUUGGCAAGACUGCAUUGACCAUCCAGCUCUGUUUGAAUCAUUUUGUUGAGGUAAGAAACACAAGCUUGGAUAUCUUGCUCAGGGAUGGACAAUUGAUCGUCAUUGAUGAUCAACCUUGUGUACUUGAAGUAUUGGAUACGGCCGGUCAGGAGGAGUACACGGCUUUGCGUGACCAAUGGAUUCGUGAUGGUGAAGGCUUUUUACUCGUGUAUUCCAUCACAGCUCGCUCUACCUUUGAACGCAUUGAACGAUUCCGUGAGCAAAUCUUUCGAGUCAAGGAUAUUGAUAAUGUCCCAAUGAUGCUUGUUGGCAACAAGUGCGAUCGUGUCACUGAACGUGAGGUCACCCGAGAAGAAGGCAUGAUGAUGGCAAGACGACUUGCAUGCGACUUUAUCGAGACAUCUGCAAAGACCUGUGUCAAUGUUGAACGUUCCUUUUAUCAAGUUGUCAAGAUCAUUCGUGCUCAACGUGAAGGUCUCAAUCCUGGUCCCAAGGGUAAAAAUAAGAAGGAAAAGAAAACCAAGUGCUUGAUAUUGUAA
This is a messenger RNA of Lichtheimia ornata, 579 nucleotides long. RefSeq lists its product as uncharacterized. Gene Ontology annotation, molecular function: GTP binding; GTPase activity; GDP binding. The transcript is spliced from 6 exons. NCBI's taxonomy places the organism in Eukaryota, Fungi, Mucoromycota, Mucoromycetes, Mucorales, Lichtheimiaceae. Gene Ontology annotation, cellular component: plasma membrane. Gene Ontology annotation, biological process: signal transduction. Bases 1 to 579 code for a protein of 192 amino acids. The record is from RefSeq and is a predicted model, not a curated record.